AUGCACUGCAAUGCACACGCAUGUGUCGAACGCAUCCAGCGCCAAAGUGCGCCCCGACUUGUCCUCCUGGCCCUUUUGCCGUUGCAAAAUUGCGUCCCUCCUCUCCACCAUGUCCUGCUUCUCGCCUCCUCAUCGUGCCGCUCCCUCCUCUCUCCUCUCCCUUCCCCGUGCCCCAAAUACCCCUCACACGCCGCUGCCCACCCCACUUUGUCGACACUCACCACUUGCGUGCGGCCCCUGCCCUCCACGUCCCAAACUCGUAUCGCCCUCAAGUCCGAUGACACAACCCAUGUCCUGUAUUCAUUCAUUGCCACACGCUGCAGCUGUCCCGAGUGUCCUGAUAGAGCCUGGCAUGUGGCUCAGGACCCACAUGCCCACCACUCUCCAAGCCCCACACGCGAACCGUUGUAUCAAACGAUCCAGAUGCCGCCCGCCGUCCAUCCGCGCUCAUCGCAACACUCCACACCACACUCGUGUUCCGUCCCGCUCUCCACGUCCUACGCCCGCACCGUCUUGUCUUCUGAGCCCGAGACUGCAUACCUGUCCGUCGCGCUGAGCGUUACGCAAUUUAUAUCACGGGAAUGCCCGACCAUUGCUUUCCUCACUUGCCGUCCGCUUUCCACGUCCCACCCACGCACAGUCUUGUCAUAUGACCCAGAAACUCCUCGGCUUCUGUCCUCAUUCAUCGCAACACUCCGCACCCAGUCGUCAUGGCCCGGUAACACCUCUGUUAUCUUUCCCAUCUCUCCCAGGUCCCACACCCGCAUCCUGCCGUCCCGCAAACCCGAAAUCGCUCUCUUACCGUCUUCACUCACUCCCAAACGCAUCACACCUCAUUUUGUUCCACCCAUCCCCUCUCCAACUUGUUGUCCCGUCUCCACCUCCAUCCUUCGUAUCGAUCCAUCCCCCCAUCCUGCCACCGCCGUUUUCCCAUCCCCACUCAUCCCAACCCUCUCCACUUGCGCACCGUUCUCAUCUACCCCAUUUUCUAAUUCCUUCUGCGUCCUCGUGUUUCACAACUUCACCGUGCUGUCCGCACCUCCCGAUACGACAUGCCUCCCAUCUUCACUCAUCGCAACGCUCGAGACACCUCCUUUGAGUCCCGUGACCCGACCGAUUCGCCUUCCCUUUUCUGCCUCCCACAACUCCAAGUGCUCAUUUGCAUAA
Messenger RNA from Chondrus crispus (carragheen), 1167 nucleotides. RefSeq lists its product as hypothetical. NCBI's taxonomy places the organism in Eukaryota, Rhodophyta, Florideophyceae, Gigartinales, Gigartinaceae. The coding region runs from base 1 to 1167 and encodes 388 amino acids. The transcript has a single exon. The record is from RefSeq and is a predicted model, not a curated record.